AUGGGUGAGAAGCGCAAACUGGAGUCGGAUGCGCUCGCUAUCCCGAACAAAUCUCGGAAACACACGGCCCUGGACGAUGCUGAUCAGAUAUACGAAGAGCCUCAGUCAGAUCCCGAUUAUGUAUCUUCCGAUGAAGCGAGUGUGAACAGCGACAGUCUCCACGAGACUCCGGCGACACCGUUCUCUACAACCUCAGCUAAAUAUCCUUCGGAGCUGAAAACCCACCGCUGCCCCUUCGAUGGUUGCACAAAGGCAUUCAACCGGCCAGCGCGGCUUCAAGAACACCUGCGCUCCCAUAACAAUGAGAGAAUCUUCAAGUGCACAUUCGAAGAAUGUGACAAGACGUUCCUCCGCGCAUCUCAUCUGAAUCACCAUAUCAAAAGCGCACACACUGGGGUCCGAGACUACGUAUGUGACCGUCCUGGCUGUGGGAAGAGCUUCGUGACCGGCUCGCGGCUCCGUCGACACUUGGCUGCCCACGAUGGACGAGAUAAGUACCGCUGCACGGAGUACCCGCCUUGCAAUGAGACGUUUCGGAAGCAUUCCACCCUUCAAAAACACAUCAUGACCGCACAUCUGAAGCAAAAACCUUUCCAAUGCCCGCACGUAGACCCGAGCACCGGGCAGAAAUGUUCAAUGGCAUUUGACACGGCAGGGCACCUUCGAGCCCACGAAAGCCGCAUUCACACCGAGAAACGUUUUAGCUGCACGGAAUGCUCCCAGCACGCAGAGGACGCCUCAGCAAUCUUUCCCACCUACGCCCUCCUACAAGCUCAUAUCCGAUCCGUCCACCCCCCUCAAUGUCCCAACUGCGCUCUCACCUGCGCGACAUCCCGCGAACUCCGCCGUCAUCUGGAAGUCGCGCACGGCGACGUCAGUCUCGAGGAACGCAAGACAUUCGCUUGCACCGUCCCCGGCUGCGACCGCAGCUUCACCAAGAAGGGAAAUCUAACCGUGCACAUCCGCACCGUCCACCAAGGCGAGAAACGCUUCGUCUGCGGCGAGACCGACCUCUCGUCCUCGAAAAAGGUGCCCGGCUGGAACAACGACGGCUGCGGCAAGCGAUACGGGAGCAAGCUCGCGCUGGAAGAACACAUCCGCACCGCACACCUGGGCUACCAGAACGCCAAAGCCGAACGCCGCCAACGUCUCGGCCUCACCCGCGAACGACAGCAUUCCACCGCAACCUCACCUGGUGUGUCCGCGCUGGCCGCGCUCACGGGUGAGGGCUACGCCGAGGAAACGGGCCGCCACAUCUCGUGUCUUGUUGAGUCGUGCCCGCAUCGAUUCCACAGAGACUAUGACCUCUGGGUCCAUAUGAGCGGCAAGCAUAAUUUCUCCGAAGAGGAAACCCGGGAUCUAUUUCUGCGGCGGGCGCUGCUCGCGCAUGAGUUCGGCGCGUCUGCUUCUGCGUCCUCGUCCUCUGAGGAACUGUUUGGGGGCAUCUACGGCCUCGAAUUCGAUAACGAUCCUUCGUCGUAUGACCCGUAUGCGUUGAACGGGACGGAGACUAUAGCGGCUUCUGGCGCGGUCGAGGCGAAGCCGUUGCCUACGCACGGCGCCAAUGUAAUGAUGCAUGACAGCAAUUCUACGAUACCCACUACUGGCGAUGAUAUGGCGCUGAUUGAUCCUGUACUGGCUUACGAUAUGAUGGAGUCGUAG
Messenger RNA from Aspergillus pseudoviridinutans, 1662 nucleotides. RefSeq names its product strongly-conserved Zn-finger binding protein. NCBI's taxonomy places the organism in Eukaryota, Fungi, Ascomycota, Eurotiomycetes, Eurotiales, Aspergillaceae. Bases 1 to 1662 code for a protein of 553 amino acids. Gene Ontology annotation, cellular component: nucleus. Gene Ontology annotation, biological process: regulation of transcription by RNA polymerase II. The record is from RefSeq and is a predicted model, not a curated record. The transcript is spliced from 2 exons.